Messenger RNA from Aspergillus fumigatus Af293, 801 nucleotides. RefSeq lists its product as uncharacterized. NCBI's taxonomy places the organism in Eukaryota, Fungi, Ascomycota, Eurotiomycetes, Eurotiales, Aspergillaceae. The record is from RefSeq and is a predicted model, not a curated record. The coding region runs from base 1 to 801 and encodes 266 amino acids. The transcript is spliced from 2 exons.
AUGGCCAGUGUUCGAUCCAAAGGCCUUCACGAUGUGGUCAAAGCGGCAGUGCCUCUCCAAGAUCCCAACUACCGACGGGUUGCCGAUGAUAAGACAAUCCAUCCAGACGACGCCAUCCUUGUAGACCUAGCUGUCCAUAAGGAAGGUGUCCGCAGGGUUGUCCGCCAGUACGGACCUACCGGCUUUUUUCCCAUGAGCGACGAUGAUCCUGUGAUUCUCUCACAACACGGCGAAACAAUGGAAGACAAGAAGGUUGCUGCUUAUGAGGAUAUGUUGGAGAGGUAUUCUCGUUAUUUCCGUGAAGAACGCCGUCUCCUUGGCCCUAUGGCCAAAGUCUGGGUUGCUGAAAGGCUGGCUGGAAUUGAGAAUCAACUAUCGGUCCUUCGCCCGAGUCGCCUAGAGACCAUACGAAUUCGCUGUCCGAAAUAUAAAAGCCACCCUUGGGAGAUUAUCCAAGAGCUAGGUCUUGGGGAUGUCGUCAGAGAAGCAGUCCCUCUCGAAGUCCAAACGAUCUUUCAAGAAUCGGUUCAAGUCGACCUUGCCGUUGAGCCCAGCGGUAUCUCAAGGGUGCGCCGCCUGUGUGAGUUAGUCGAUUUUCAGAGGUUGAGUGAAGACGACCCAAUAAUCCAGAUGCAACGGGAUGGAGACCGUCGCAUAAGAAUGUUCAACGGAUACAAUCACGUCCUUCGGGUAUAUACAGGGGCUCGUACAUUGCGGCAGCUUGACGGGUCUUUGAUGCUUUGGUAUGAGAAAGAAAUUAAAGAUCUUGAGAGUCUCAUCGGUCGACUUGGGUAUGUCUAG